ACGCGCAUGCGCAGGGUCCCCUAGCUAAAUGCUAAUGCUAGCACACACUAGUCUGCAGCGGCCCUAGAUAGCAACAAAAUAAACUAGCAAAUAGCCUUAACUCCGAAUUUACUGUUUAUUGUGAGCUUUUACUUUACACUAUAGUGCGCUACGGCGGUCAGAUAAACGUGCUUUAUGUAGGUAAUGUUUGACUACUAAGUGAAAGAGGUUAGAUUAUUUUGGCGCUCGGGCGGACCUGUGCUAGUUUAGCUAAUGAUUCUUACUUUUCAGAAAGUUAACAUAUAAACGUGUGAUAAUAUGUGGAAUAUUAAGCGAUGAAAAAAAUACAUCCUGACUGAUUAAAAGCUUGUCGAUUGCUUCAGACGCAGCUACCACAUCUGUAAGCCCUUACUGCAUGUAGAGAAAUGACUAUUUGCUUUGGGCUGGGGAAUGAACCAGGAACCCUGGUGGCUGGAUCUGGGUAUCAAAUGGUCUGAAGAAGCCAUGGGAAGCUGUUUAAGCUGUCCAGAUAAAGAAUCGAUCCCUGACAAUCACCAGAGUAAAUUUAAGGUGGUGAAUGUGGAUGAUGAUGGAAAUGAGCUGGGAGCAGGUAUCAUGGAGCUGAUGGAGGAUGAGCUGGUCCUGCGCACGCGGAAAUGUGAUGCUGUCAAGUGGCCUUACCUGUGCCUGCGUCGCUAUGGCUAUGAUUCAAAUCUCUUCUCAUUUGAGAGUGGCCGUCGCUGCCAGACAGGUCAAGGGAUAUUUGCCUUCAAGUGUUCACGUGCCGAGGAGAUCUUCAACAUGCUGCAGGACAUCAUGCAUAAUAACAGCAUCAGCGUAGUGGAGGAGCCGGUGUUUGAGCCCACCCUCGCACAAGCUGAACCAGACCUUCCCCUCACACCGCACACACCAACCACUCCUGGAAACCUCCUCCCUACUUUACCAAAUGGCAGCUUACGGUAUCCCUCAUUGGGGGAUGCGUCCUCUCACCCCUCUAGUCGGCAUCCAUCUGUUGGGAGCACGUGCCUUCCAUCAUUGGGCGAGGAGUCCACGCACCCUCUCCUAGCUGCGGAAGAGGCUGUGAGGGGUCACACAUAUGUGAACACCACUGGUCUGCUGGAGCAGCACAGCCCAAAUGUUUUAGAGGUUCCUGCAGAACUGAAUGUCUCAUUAGCAGAUGGAGAGGAAGCCAUCCCUCAAGAGGCCCCUGAUCCUGGCCCUCGAGUGCAGCUGGAGCCUGAAGGUGCUCGCUUUGUGCUGGGCCCAACUCCUGUGCAGAGACAGAGGCAGAAAGAGGCAAAUUUGUCUGGGGCAGAGGGAGGGGCAAGUAACACAGCCCAGAACUCAAAUGGAAGUGUUAUUUCACACCCUAAAAACAUAAGUGGCAUAGAUACGAUUGACAGCAGUAGAUCCGAGGAAACCUCUCCUGGAGUCUCAGUCAUUCCGGAGAACUUCAACGGUUCGCUCUCGGCAGUCUCUCGGCGCCGGGUUCGGCCGCCCCCUCUCACUCCUGAUGCCAACGUCAACAACUCAGCCCAGAGAAGAACGGCUUUGCUGGACUACGAGAACCUCCCUGCCCUACCUCCUCUGCGAGAGCACCCGAAGGGUGGCUGCGAAGAUGAAGACGGGGAAGAGGUUGUGGAGCUUCAGUCGCAGCCCAUCAAUGGUUUCCACAACCAUCGGCAGUACAGCCCUGACCCCACUCACUACUACAUCAACACAGAGAACGUGACCGCCCCCCUCAGCGCUAACAAGGUGGAGUCGGCCCGCUGGCGGGACCGCUCCACACCAACCUUCUUUAACUUCGAUUUCCGCCGCCCCUGUUUUGAGUCUCACAGACUGAACUACAUUGAAGUGGAGACCGAGACGGAGAACUCUAGCAACCCUCAGACCCCAAAGACGCCCACGUCACCGCUUCCCCAGACACCCACCCGCAGGACAGAGCUCUAUGCGGUCAUUGACGUGGAGCGCACGGCUGCCAUGUCAAGCCUGCAGAAAGCACUUCCCCGUUACGAUGGUACCUCCAGGAAAACCCGCCAUAACAGUGUUGACCUGCCCAUGUGACCUGUCACUGAUACUGCCUGAAGACACUCCUAAAACUUUACAAAUUCAUUCCAAAGGCAGGUGGACUUAAUAUCACAGAAGUCUUUUUGUUUGUAACACUUGUAGGGAUUUCAUGUAGAUAAAAGAGUGUCGCUCUGUCUCAUGUUGGCUUGAGAAGAUUAACAGAGGAGCUCACCAUAUACCUUCAUUUUAUUCCUAUGGUAAUAUACUACUACUUUUCUUACACUCGUUUUUCAGUGCCUGUUUAUUUUUGUUUUAUUAUGUUAAUAACAAGGUUGGACAACAUUCCACAGGUCCAUUCCAUACGGUACAAAUCAGUAUUACUGAUCACAUGUUUAUUUGUUUUUUUUGCCUUUAUUUACCCUUUAUCAAGUGACUAAGUUGUUUUAAAACCUGUAUCUAAAGAUAACUUCACACACUACAUUUUGAAUUUUUGGCUUCAUAUAGUAGAUUUCAAUACGUGGCACAAUAAAAGUCUAUUUUGUUUCA
This is a messenger RNA of Cyprinus carpio (common carp), 2532 nucleotides long. RefSeq names its product fibroblast growth factor receptor substrate 2 (gene frs2b). Lineage: Eukaryota; Metazoa; Chordata; Actinopteri; Cypriniformes; Cyprinidae. Gene Ontology annotation, cellular component: cytoplasm; cell-cell junction. Gene Ontology annotation, biological process: cell surface receptor protein tyrosine kinase signaling pathway. The record is from RefSeq and is a predicted model, not a curated record.